Molecule: messenger RNA, 1137 nt
Organism: Mesocestoides corti
Lineage: Eukaryota; Metazoa; Platyhelminthes; Cestoda; Cyclophyllidea; Mesocestoididae
Source: the annotation of a GenBank genome assembly
AUGGCAAAAGCUUAUUGGAUUGGAAAUGAUGCCUUGGUUUGUCAUGCUUUUAACAAGGAUGCUUCUUUAAUGGCUGUCUCCAUUAACACUAACAAUGUCUACAUUCUCUCCGUUCCUCGUUCUUCUGGGGAGCGCUUCAAGUUGGUAGAUACGCUUAAGGAACACUCUGCGUUGGUUAUGGGAAUUGACUGGUCGCCUACCACUAAUCAAAUAGUAUCUUGUUCAGCCGAUCGAAAUGCCUAUGUAUGGAAACAGACUCGCGAAGGAAAAUGGAAACCUACUCUCGUGGCCCUGCAGUUGAAUAGAGCUGCUGUUUGCGUUAGAUGGUCGCCUCUCGGUAACAAGUUCGCUGUCGGUUCUGGGAGCAAGGUAGUGUCUGUGUGCUUCUUCGAGCAGGAGCAGGAUUGGUGGGUCUCAAAACACAUUAAAAAGGGCCUCAAAUCUACAGUUACUUGCGUCGACUGGCAUCCAAACAACAACAUUCUUGCCUGCGGUUCCACCGAUUAUCGUGUUCGUGUUUUUUCCGCGGUCAUCAAAGAAGUUGAUUCUGAGGGAGCUGACUCGAUCUGGGGUCCCAAAAGUCCAUUUCAAACUUUGUUAUUUGAGGCCUACAACGGUCAUGGCUCGUGGAUUCAUAGCAUAUGCUUUUCGGCCGACGGAAAUAAAUUGGCAUGGACAGGCCAUGACUGUUCAUUGAGUAUCGCGGAUGCAAGCAAUGGCUCUCCGCCUGUCGUGCAGACAAUCAGGCACCAGUUCCUUCCACUGACAAGUUGUAUGUGGAUUGCUCCAAGCAGCGUGCUUGCCGCAGGUCACGAUUGCUGUCCCAUCCUCUUCAAGUACAAUGGACCACAAGGUGGCAUUUCUGAGGGCAAAUCGAUCGAUAUAAAAAACGAGUCCCAAGCUGAAAGCACGCUGUCGGCAAUGCGCAAAUUCCAGCACAUCGAUCGUAUGGCGACAACGGACACUACCGGCGCACGUCUUUCGACUAUUCACCAAAACUCUAUCAACGAGCUCUGUAUCUUGGAGGGCAACAGGUCGAAGGCCAGUCAGGUCUCCUCGAUCGGUCGUGACGGGCAGUUGGUGGUUUGGAACAUGGUCUCGUUGUCUUCGCAAAUCGCAGGUCUUACCAUCAGCUAG